GCCGUUUAGUGGAAUCCCACAUUUCUUUUACUAAGCUGUUUUCAUGAUUGAAAAUUGAAGAAGAUAUUGAUUCGUGAUCCAUUAGAGAAUUUUUCAUAAUCCAAUAAAAUGGCUGUUCAACCUAAUCAACAAUUUACCAUGGAUAAUGCAACUCAGCAGAGCUUUAUCAGGUUCUUCAAAAAUCUCCCAGAGAAACCAUCCACUACAAUAAGGUUCUUCAAUAGAACAGAUUACUACACAUUACAUGGAAGCGAUGCUUUGUUCGCGGCUAAAGAGAUCUUCAAAACAACUUCAGUUUGUAAAAUUCUUGGUGCUGAGCCAUACAAGACGGAAGGAUUGAUAUUGAGCAAAUCCAAUUUUGAGUCAUUUAUCCGGGAUCUGCUGUUAGUUAAACAGUACAGAGUGGAAGUAUUCGUUAAUCAAGGAUCUGCCAAAAAUCAAGAUUGGAUCCUGGAAUACAAAGGUUCACCAGGAAAUUUGGCACAAUUCGAGGAGAUUUUAUUCAGUAACAAUGACAUUGCUGUUGGCACCUCCGUCAUUGCUAUAAAACUCGGAGGGGAGGCAAAAAAAAGGAUCGUUGGAGUGAGCUGUGUGGAUGUGGUAGAACGUUUGAUCUCUGUGUGUGAAUUUUCUGACGAUGAUUUAUUCUCAAAUUUAGAGGCGCUCGUAAUUUCCUUUGGGCCUAAGGAAUGCUUGUUAAUUCAAGGAGAAGGAAGUACGGAAUUCAAUACUUUGAAACAGAUAAUGGAGCGAAGUAAUGUCAUGGUUACACUGAGAAAGAAAAGUGAUUUCUCAACCGAUUCAAUUGUUCAAGAUAUGAAUACACUCCUCCGCUUCAAAAAGGGUCAGCAAAGAAAUGCCCAGACACUUGUCGAAAUGAACUUAAAAGUUGCUAUGGCAGGUACUGCAGCGAUUAUCAAAUAUCUUGAACUUACUUCGGACGAAGGAAACGUAAAUCAGUUCGAGGUGAAACAAUUAGAACAGUCCCGUUUCGUCAGAUUAGAUGCGGCUGCGGUGCGAGCGCUGAAUAUUGAGCCACGCGGCGACGCUCCGUCAGUGUCGAAUACCGGCGCUCCGAAUUGUAUUUUGAAUCUGCUGGAUCGAUGCCGUACACCUCAAGGUCAUCGACUGAUCGCACAAUGGGUGAGACAACCGCUACGAGAUAUCGCACUAAUUAAGGAGCGUCAUGAUAUUGUUGAAGCAUUGGUAAAGGAUAACGAAUUACGAACUUCUUUAAUGGAAGAUCAUCUGAGGCGUAUACCAGAUUGUCAACAACUUGCCAAAAAGUUGGCAAAGAAUAAAGCAACAUUGCAAGACUGUUGCAGGAUCCAUUCCUGCGUAUCAGUGUUGCCAGUGCUCGCCGAACGAUUAUCGAACUCACAAUGUGGAGCAGCGAUGACUGCCAUGAUAAUAGAUCCUUUGAGAGAGCUUGCUUCUGAUAUGGAUAAGUAUCAACAAAUGGUUGAACAGACCAUCGACUUGGAUGCUGCAGAGAAAGGUGAUUACAUGGUGAAACCAGAGUUCGAUAAAGAGUUGCAAGAGCUCAAAUUGAAAAUGACAGAAAUGGAAGAAGAGAUACAGUCCCAAAUUAAUAAAGUGGCGCAAGACCUAUCGCUCGAUGCGGGAAAGACACUCAAAAUAGAAUCAAACCAACAGAUUGGAUACUACUUUAGAAUAACAUUAAAAGAAGAAAAGGCUUUGAGAAAUAAGAAGGGGUACACGACCAUAGAUUCCAACAAAGCCGGGGUCAGAUUCACCAACCAGAAACUCACAAACCUCAACGAAGAAUUUAUUAGCGUUAGAGACCAGUACUUCCAACAACAAAAGUCUGUCGUUGCAGAGAUUAUUAAAAUAGCAGCUGGAUACACGGGGCCAAUUCAUUCGAUCGGAUCUGUAUCAGCUAGACUAGACGUCCUUACCGCGUUUGCUUUAGCAUCGGCAAAUGCUCCAAAGGCUUACGUACGUCCGAAUAUUUGCCCGAGCGAAAAUGGUGAAUUAUCUUUAAUUCAAGCAAGACACCCGUGCAUGGAACUCCAGGAGGGAGUAGAUUUCAUAGCUAAUGACGUGAAUUUCAAGAGAGGUGAAUGCACGGUCAAUAUAAUAACGGGUCCGAAUAUGGGCGGAAAAAGUACGUACAUAAGAACCACGGGAGUUGUUGCUCUGUUGGCUCAUAUCGGGUGUUUUGUACCAUGCGAAAAGGCUACGAUUUCAAUACUCGACUGUAUUUUGGCCAGAGUCGGAGCCGAUGAUUCUCCAACCAAAGGACUCUCGACAUUCAUGACUGAGAUGAUUGAAACAGCAGCCAUUUUAAGGACCGCGACUUGCGACUCUCUCGUAAUAAUAGAUGAACUUGGUCGGGGAACUUCAACUUACGAGGGUUGUGGAAUAGCUUGGGCUAUAGCGGAUCAUUUAGCUAGGGAACUCAAGCCUUAUUGCCUCUUCGCUACACAUUUCCACGAAAUUACUAGACUAGCCGACGAUGUACCUACUGUGAAAAAUAUGCACGUCACAGCAAUUGUUGGGGACAAUAAACUCACCCUACUUUAUAGAGUUAAGCCAGGAGUUUGCGAUCAAAGUUUUGGAAUACACGUUGCUAAGAUGGCGAAUUUUCCACAUGAUAUUGUUAAGGUUGCUGAAAAGAAACUAAGAGAGUUGGAAAAUGAUCAGAAAGUAGAUUUUGAAGGUUCCAAAAAUCCAGAGAGCAAAAGAAAAAUAAUACAAGACGGCGAAAAGCUGAUCUCUGAAUUUUCAGCCAAAUGCAAAGCGCUGGAUUUGUCGUCACCAGAGUCUGAAAUAGCGAGCAAAAUUCAGGAGUACAAAAGCGAAGUUCUUUCUCACAACAACCCUUACAUAAACGCCUUGUUAUCAGUGUCAUAAAACCGUCGAUAUCAGACACUUGAUAUUCCACGCAAGCUGUGCAGGAGGAUGGCACGUGAAAGAAAGUAAGACAAAACCAAUUAUCAUUUUUCUUUAUUGCUUUCGUUUUAUCCCCACAAUUCCGCAGUUUGACUUUCUUCGUCAUCAUUAUUUUUCAAUAGCGUGUACUGAUCGAUUUAAAACUGUCAGCGCGUUGUCCCUCAGUAUUAACUACCAUGUGAUAAUUAAUUUUAAGCGUCACGAUGUAUAAACGUUUUUCUCUUUCUAUAUUUUUUUAUGCAACUGUAAAUCUAUGCUCAUGUUUUCUGAAAAUUCGUGACAAUACCAUUGAUGUGAUUGUUCGAAAUUGAAAUGCGCCAUUUCUUACAAUAUUUUAUCAUACUAACAUUGAACCCAAUUCUCCCACGUUUUUAUUGUGGUAAUUAAAGCAUUGAGAAUAGAUAGGGUAACUAUUCUCAAUGAUUAAAGCACGUAUCUGCAAUUCCAACAAAGACUCAUUGAAAACAAAAUCAACGAUCUGCGAUUGAUAAGACCGCCUACUGAGCUAUCGACUGAAUUUUCUCAGUAGUCCAUCGUCAUACACAUUCAACAUUUUUGAAAAAAGAGGCAUUGAUAAAAUACAAAAAUGAGAAAAAUUACAAAUGAAGUUUACUCAAACGCCAAGAUACCGACUUUCUAAAAUCUUUGUUGCAAUCCACUGAACUUUGAAGCUUCAACCGGACUGUACAUACUUGCAUUCGCCUUAUUUAUUCUUUGGCAGGGGUUUUUUUUGUUUAAUUUUUUUUCGUGCCCAAUAAAAGUGUUGUUAUUCCAGAGCUACUUGAAAUUCUUAUAGAUUACAACGAUUAGCGUUACUGUUCUUGAUCAAAGUAAAGAGAAAAAAAGCAAGAAAAACCGCGUCGUUACGCCUGGUUGUUAAAUAAUUGCUUGGAGACAGUCUAUAAACCGAUGAAGAGUUUGAUAUUGAAAUUAAUAACAAUGAAUGAAUAAGGAGAGCAUUCAUAGGCCAGCGCAAAUGAUCUGUUUCUAUUACUCUGAAUGAAUUCCUUGUGCCCGAUGAGAUCACAGGUUAAACUUCUCUGUGGGAAGCCUACGCCCUUCGUGGGAAUGGAAUGCAGCUAAGGGCCAACCAAACCAGUUAUGAUGCUGCAUACUGGUUUGGUCAGCUUUAUGCCCUGAAAAAAAAUGAAAUAAAAUAAAAAUGAUAAAAAAAUCAAACUGACGCCGGAAUGCCAGAGGUCUUCUGCAGAGUGAAACAUUUUCCAUUCACCGCAAAGCGAUAUUACAAUCCAAGUAUACGCGGUUAGUUUGUCCGAAGUUUAAUAACUUGAGAUGAAACUUCUAGCGAAGAUAACAAGCUAAGGUCAAUGAUAAAAGUGAACAGAAAUAACGGCUUAAUAAAUUUCCCUGAAAAUAAAGAAAAAAUUAUAACUCGGGAGAGGACUGUAGAUUGAUAUGGAAAUGAAAAAGACUUCAUAAUUCCCAUUUUUAUUAUUCAUUUAUUUGCGUAUUAAUUAUUAUUAUCAUUUUUUGUUGUUUUUUAAAUAUAAUUAUACCAGUAAAAUUUUUUUUUCUUAUUCGCGUAUAUUAUUCGAGAUGAUAUAAUUAGGAUAUACAUUUUAAUUACAGUAAAAGGGUGGUUAGAUAAUGACGAAAAAAAAACAAAAAAAAAUGCAUAUAAGAGAAUAGAUUUCAUUUGGAUCUUUAAAUCGGUUUCUAUAUCUUACAAAAAUUAUUACAUCAAUCAUAUCGUAUUAAUAAUACUGCCUCACGCCAGUUGUUGGGGUAAGUCUCCAUAAGAAAACGUAAUUUGUUAUUCUAAUAAAAUGAAAUAAUUUGAAAACAUUUUCUUGGCGGUACGAUUUGAUGAUAACAUUUCACUGAUCUAUUCAUAAAAUGAAAAAUUGCUAGAUUACUUUUUUUUAUAAAUCUUGGAUAUUCAGAAAAAAUGCUCAUACUUGCUACGCUACUUCUUACUGAUUAAAAUGAUAAUUAUUUCAUAUAUAAAUAUAAAAUAAUCCAAUUAAAAAAAAAAGAAAAGAAUCUCGUUUCCAUUUAAUAAAAACAAAUAUUCCACGCCUGUAUUCUCAUGUCCUCACAUAAUACAGAGGUUCAUACCCCUGAACUGAUUCGUUUUAUGGAUCUAAGCAGAAAUGAAUUAGAAAAAGAAAAAAAAAUACGAGGAAAGUAUGAAAACCGUUGAAAAAAAACGCAUUUUUUGAUA
Messenger RNA from Athalia rosae (coleseed sawfly), 5101 nucleotides. It is a transcript of the gene spel1, whose product is annotated as DNA mismatch repair protein Msh2. Bases 109 to 2877 code for a protein of 922 amino acids. The record is from RefSeq and is a predicted model, not a curated record. Lineage: Eukaryota; Metazoa; Arthropoda; Insecta; Hymenoptera; Athaliidae. The transcript has 15 exons. Gene Ontology annotation, cellular component: nucleus; MutSalpha complex. Gene Ontology annotation, biological process: mitotic recombination; mismatch repair. Gene Ontology annotation, molecular function: mismatched DNA binding; ATP-dependent DNA damage sensor activity; ATP binding.